This is a messenger RNA of Eimeria acervulina, 2910 nucleotides long. RefSeq lists its product as hypothetical. Bases 1 to 2910 code for a protein of 969 amino acids. The record is from RefSeq and is a predicted model, not a curated record. NCBI's taxonomy places the organism in Eukaryota, Apicomplexa, Conoidasida, Eucoccidiorida, Eimeriidae. The transcript has a single exon.
AUGCUGUUCCGCUCUGGCUUCCGCCAUGGAGCAGCGGUGCAGGCUGCUGGGCUACUGCUGGCUUUGCUCGUGCUGCUGCCGCUGCUACCCGUUGCAGUACUGUUGCUGACGAGGGAGCAACGCCAACUAAACGAACAGCAGCAGCACCAGCAGCAGCACGACGUAGAUCUGGCAGCUGUAGGUGUCCGAACACUGGAGGUACCCCUGUCUAUGCAUCCUGCGGAGAGGCAACAGGAUCAUUCAAGUUCGACUGAAACGGAGACUCCGCCUACGUUCGUGCUGGGGCAGCAAGUGCAAGAGGAGCACCGGGAACUGCAUCAGCCGGAGAAGCAACUGCAGCAGCACUAUGGCCAUCCACUAUGGCACCUUCUGAAGGGAGAAACGACGUCUGAAGCGGAUAAGUCCCAUAAGCAAAAACAGCAGCAGCAGCAGCAACGGCAGCAGCGAGAGGAGACGCCGAGUGGAUGGAUUCCCCAGGGUCUUCUAGGGAAAAGGCCACGAGAUUCCUUGCCUCAAGGACUUGCUGUGUCGGUUCCUGCACCUUCUUCUCCUGCUACGCCUCCUGCUGCUGCGCAUCCUGUUGCUGCUUCUGCGGCCUUGUCGAUACUGCCAGCCGAAUAUCACACAGGUGUCAUGCCCCUAGCUUUAGCCACCAACCCUCCAGCCGCUGCUGCUGCUGUUGCGCCGGGACUUGCAAAAGAGAUUGCAACUGCUGCUUCCCCUCCUGCGGAAACUGCAACAGUGCAUCAGCACCUGCGGCAGCAGCAGCAGCAGCUGAUACUGCAGCAGCAGCAAAUGCUGCAGCGACAACCUCACUGGGCAGGGCCCACCACAACCCCUCUACAUACUGGAACUGAAGCAGCACCUCCACUGCCUUCCGCCCAGCAGGUGUAUCUCCACCGUACCGCUGCUGCACCGCUUGUGCUGUCGCCAUUUAACGGCUCGGCCGCCUCUCCCACACGGCAGCAGCAGCAGCUGUACUCGCAGCACCAGCAGCCCUUGUCAUACCUUUUGGUUCCUUCUGGUGCAGCGGCACUUGCUGCUGCGACGCCUGCAGCUUCAUCUCUUGUUGGCCUCGGGUCCAAGCAUCAACUCAGCAGCGGCCACCCGCAUAUCGGCGGGCAGCAGCAGAAUAUGCUGCAGCAACAGAUACAGCAGCAGGUGCAACAGCUUCAACUCGAACCACGCCAACGAGAAAACCAGGAUCCAGCCGGUGUUGAGGCAGUUGCGCUUCAGGAGUCGGAUUCACGAGCAGCAGCAGUAAAAGCGGCAGCGGGAGCACCGCCAGCUACUGCAGCGGAGGGAGAGCCGUCGCUUCUGGCUGGGUUUGUAGGGGGAGACAACAAGCAAAUAGCAGGAUAUAAAACCGAUGUGUCUGCAACAGUUACAGGUUCACUUCCUCUCGAAGAUGAGCACGAUGGUGGUAGGUAUGCUUCUGCAGCCAGCUGGGAGCCUCGGACAGCAGCAGCUGCCGCAACAGGAAUCGCAGCGGCACCCGCAACAGCUACAGAAGCCGCCGCCGCUGGUUCUACGAAAGAAAUCCGGUGGGUGGCAUCAACAAUGGGUGAAGCUCUGGAAUUCGCUGGGGCGGAAUUAGAACAGACACAAACGCAGGAAGGUCCGAAGGAAUCAGGUGAUGGAGCUGGCGAAAGCAGCGCCUACUCAUGGGGUGAAGAGGACAACGACAAGAAGCCUGGGACUGCGAGAAACCCAGAGGAGUCUAAGGAGUUACUCGAAUUUGAAGCCGAGACAGAAGAGGUGCACUUAGCUGGCGGACACCAGACAGAAACAGGAAACGAAACGCAGGACACUGCGGAUGAAGGAGUGGCGCUGGGAUUACGAGCAGGAGAUAGCUCAGACGGGAAGAGAAACGAAGAGGAUGCGGCCGGCAGUGAAGACGAAGAUAAAGAUAGUGGUGAAGGUGAAGACGACGAGAUACUCCAACUCCUUCCUAGCAGCAGCAGCAGUACCAGCAUAGACAGCACUACAAAUGGGCAUUCGCAUCAAGUGCACUGGUUGGACGGCGAUAUUCCAAGGCUCGAAGCAGACCUCCAACGUGGCAAUACAGCAGAGACUAGAAGGCCGCUGCACGAUGAACAUGAGUGGGAGUAUGAGCAACAGCAUCAGCAGCAGCAAAAGCUCAACCUGGCGAAGGCAAACUCAAGCAGCAGCCUGAAGAUCGCUCUCAACCCUGAAGCGCUGACUGCGUCUGGUGCUGAUACCCCUCUUGCUUCGCCAGUUUCGGACGUGGAGUCUCCUGCUGCUGUUGGUCCCAUAGCUGCAACACUUCCGGGCUCGUCACUUUCUCACAGUCCCGUAGUAGAUGCUUCCACGCAGGUCACAGGCCAAGAUGUGGGCACGCGGGUGCUGCUGCACCCUAGUGGGGAUCAGACAUUGCUUCUGCUGCAGCAGCCGUUGCAGCAUCAUCUGCCGCAACCGAAUCAACAACAGGUACUGCAGCAGCUGCAGCAGCCGCUGCAGCACCCACUGCAACAGUCGCUGCAGCCGCUGCCUCAACCUCCGCCGCAGCCGCUGCAACCACCCCUGCAGCAGCAGCUAGGAGAAGCCAGGUCUUUGCUGACCCCGCAAGAGGUGAUCAAGCAGCAGCAACUGCAACUGCAACAGCAACACGCAAUGGUGCAGCAGCUGCAGCAGCAAGUUGCAAUGCAGCAAGACCUGCUGCUACGGGCUCAGGAACAGCAGCUGCAACAAACUCAGCACCAGCGCAUGCAGCAACAACAACAACAGCUCCUCCAUAUGCAGCUAGCCCAUGUCAGCGAGAAACAACAGGUGCAGGGAGCUUUGUUGCAGCAUCAUCUCCACCAGCUGCAACAGCAGCAGUUGCACCAACAGAAGCUCAGGCAGCUGCAGCAGCAGCAGCCUUCACAGUCACGAACGCAGGUGCUAUAG